GGCGAGGGGCGCUCACGCCCCGCCUCCCAGGUGAUUGCCAGGUUGCGGGGUCACGUGACACGCGGAGCCGGGCAGCGGCGAGUUGCUGUAGGGACGGGGAGGCGCGCCCGGGACGCCGUCGGCGGAGCGGCGCGGAGCAGCGCGGAAUGGCGCGUGUGGCUCUUCUGUGGGGCUGGUUCCUGCUUGGCUGCAGCUGGGGCCCGGGCCCCCCCGGUGCCGGUGCCGCCGCGCUCUUGAAGGCCACCUACGUGCUGGAUGAUGCCGGCGGGCUGGGCAGGCAGUUCGACGGGAUCGGGGCUGUCAGCGGCGGCGGGGCCACAUCUAGACUACUGGUGAACUAUCAAGAACCUUAUCGCUCCCAGAUUUUAGAUUACUUGUUCAAGCCAAAUUUUGGUGCUUCUUUACAUAUCUUCAAAGUAGAGAUCGGAGGUGAUGGACAAUCAACAGAUGGUACUGAACCCUCCCAUAUGCACUAUGAAAAUGAUGAGAACUACUUCCGGGGCUAUGAAUGGUGGCUGAUGAAAGAAGCUAAAAAGAGGAACCCUAAAAUUAAACUGAUUGGAUUACCUUGGACAUUUCCAGCAUGGAUAGGGAAGGGCGAAAACUGGCCCUAUGACUAUCCAGAUGUCACUGCUUACUAUAUUGUUUCUUGGAUAUUGGGAGCUAAACAGUAUCAUGAUUUGGACAUUGAUUAUAUUGGGAUAUGGAAUGAAAGGGCAUUUAAUAGCAAAUACAUUAAGCUGUUGAGGUACACAUUGGAUAAGCACAGUCUGCAGCAGGUGAGGAUCAUAGCCAGCGAUAGACUGUGGGAGCCCAUUUCCUCUGUCUUGCUGCUUGACUCUGAGCUCCACGAAGUGGUCGAUGUGAUUGGGGCUCACUAUCCUGGAACAAAAACAGUGCCAAAUGCCUUAUUAACUAAGAAGAAACUGUGGUCUUCCGAAGAUUACAGUACUUUCAAUGAUGAAGUAGGUGCAGGCUGCUGGGCUCGAAUCUUGAACCAAAACUACGUAAACGGAAACAUGACAUCAACCAUUGCAUGGAACUUGGUGGCUAGUUAUUACGAAGAGUUGCCCUUUGGUCGAUGUGGAUUAAUGACAGCACAAGAGCCAUGGAGUGGCCACUACAGAGUAGAAGCUCCUAUUUGGAUUACAGCACACACAACACAGUUUACUCAGCCGGGCUGGUCAUACUUGCAAGUGGAUGGACACUUAGAAGGAGGUGGCAGUUUUGUAGCUCUGACAGAUGGCCUAGGAAACCUUACAAUCAUCAUUGAAACCAUGACUCAUAAUCACUCUCAAUGCAUCAGGCCUCCACUGCCUCAUUUCAGUGUGACACCUCAGAAAGCAACUUUCUACCUCAAAGGGUCGUUUUAUUUGGUGGAAACCCUUCAAGUGUGGUAUUCUAGACUUGGUUUUGAAUCUGGAAACUCUAGCCUUUUUCAGCAACUCCAUCCUGUAAAGGUGUGGAAGGGAAGUUUUUCUUUAGAUCUAAAUGUGGAUGAAGUCUACACUUUAACCACACUCAAGACAGGGCAGAAAUGUGGUUACCCAGAGCCUCCACCACCUCAGCCCUUUCCUUCAAAUUACAAAGAUGAUUUCAAUAUUCGUGAUCCACCUUUCAGUGAAGCCCCAAAUUUUGCAGAUCAAACAGGUGUAUUUGAGUACUUCAUAAAUGUUUCUGACCCCGGAGAUCAUGUGUUCACACUCCGCCAGGUGGUGGUUCAACGACCCAUCACUUGGGCUUCUGAUGCAGACCAGACCAUCAGUAUCAUAGGAAAUUUUCAGUGGGUAAACAUGACAAUCACUUGUGACAUCUACAUAGAAAAACAACGUGAUGGGGGCGUGUUUAUUGCAGGAAGAGUCGACAAUGGUGGAAUAUAUGUUCGACGUACCAAAGGAGUUUUCUUCUGGGUUUUUGCAGAUGGCACCUACAGAGUCACUGGUGACCUAGCUGGAGAAGAAAUAUUAAUGAAAGGACUUUCUGGUGUCCGGGAUAACGCAUGGCACACACUUACUCUCAACAUUCAGGGCACUUCUACGUCAGGACUGCUAAAUGGUUAUCCACUCUGGGAGAAUGUCACCAUUUCUAAACCAAGUAAUGGCUGGGCUGCAAUUGGAACUCAUUCGUUUGAGUUUGCACAGUUUGACAACUUUCAUGUUGAAGCUAGCUGAGGUGGCUUCGGCGUUUGGAGUACCCAGUUCUCAUAUUACUUUGAAUAAGAGCCAGUUCAAACUUUGAGGACAACUUGAUGCUAUGCUGAGGUUGAUUUGCUGGCAAGGAACCUGAAUUCUGUCCUUAUUAUUUGUUAAAGGUUUACUUUAGUAGGUAUCAACUUGACUGUAACUUUAUCCCCUCGUUCCAUGGGAUUUUUGUGGGUAAAUUUUAGUUCAAGGUAAUUAUGAAAACAAAAUCAUGAAUUUAAAUCUCUUAAUAAUAUCUUAACUUCCCAGCUCACUUUUAAGAUAACUUCAGAAGUUAACAGAAGACAGAGGCAUCUCAAGCUGCAUUUUUAACACUUACAUGAUUGUGUCCAUUCCUUUCACUCUGAAAGAAUGAAAUGCCAGUAAGCCUUAUGAGCCAGUGGCCCCAUGCUUUUGUAGGUCUGUCAUUCUCAAAUUUCACUUGGAUGAAGUACCUAGUUUUUCUGUAGUUAAAAAAAGAUGUUUUGUCUGUUUUUCUGUUACAGUCUGAGUCUAGAGAUUGCAAUAAUCCAAGAGCAUUUGAUUACUUCUUCCUGAUGACUUGUUCCAACUUUCAUUGCCAGCCCUAAAAUAGAUCACAUUUUCAGUGGGAUGGAAAUGUGACUUAUGGCUGAUCAGGCAGUGCAGGAUGUGCCUUACUUCUAAACUACCUCCUCUAUCCAAUGAAAGGGUUAAAAUGGAUGAAAAGAUACCAUAACUUGUCACUACUGGUAGCCUUGUGGGUUUUUUUGCAUGAUGCAAAGAAUGAAAACUUUGCAUCAUGGAUGCUGGCAAGCAGAGUGCUUACUUUUGUGUCAGGUCACGUAGAAAAAAGUCUUUUGCUUCUAGAAACUUGGGCAACCAUCUCUCACUUUUGAUGGAUCUAAAGUUUAGAGCAGAAAAUACUUAAAGCAUAACAAUGUUAUUUGGCUUAUUAUAUUACUGUAGCACAGAAUAGAUAUGGAUACUAUCACAUACUGGUAUAAAAUAAUAAUAAAAAAAAAAACCAAACAAAUAAAAAAACCCCCCAAAAAAACAAAAACCCAAAAGUCUUUGCCCUUAAGAGCUUGCAACCUCUUCAUAAGGUAAGUGACAGCAGGUGGAUGCAGACAGAAUUGUUUAGUGUGCCAGGCAGUGGUAUUGACACAGUAGUGUCUGUUUUAAAACUUUUCACAGAGAAAAGCUCAGAGGGAAUUUCAGAUCCUUGGGAAAGCAGGGGUUCUGUUUCACUGUUCCUUCAUUUUUAUUUUUUUUUUCCAUGUUGCCAUGCUACUGAAAAAAAAAAAAAAAAUUGAGAAUAUAAUGAGGUACUGAAUGGGAUUUCCAUCACACGCAUUCCAAAUUAAUUGGCUUCUGAAUUAUUCUUGUUUUCUCUUGGUCAAUUUGAAUUAAGAUGAUGUCUCUUGCCAUAACGAAACAUGCCUCUCGUGUCCGUCUACUUUUCAUAUUUACAUCCUAUUUCACUGAUAAGCAAGUAGUUCCACAGACUUAAUAGGGCACUAAUAGCUGCAUGAGGCUAUCUGUAGCAGGCAAUAUCUUGAGAAACAGAUUUGCAGUAUCUUUCAAUUUAUACAGGUUAUUCUGAUCCACUUUAUUUUGAAGGAUGAUUCCAGUGUUACCUUCAGUCUUUGAAGUUGUCAUCUAAUAUAGGGUUAAUGUACUACGAAUCAUUACUGGAAAGUUUUUAUAAAGGUUAUCUUCCAAAUUAGCUUUUAGAGAAGAAAUUUCAAAAUUCCAUCUCCAAAAAGUAAAAAUUUCUUAUCUUUUAGCUAUUAUACUGAUACUGCUAUUGAUUGCUUAUGAAUCAUUCAUAUGUGCAAGUUUCAUACAUGCUAGUAACCUUGAAAAAUAGUCCAAACUGCUAAACUUUAAAACCCUUGUAGAAGGCUUUCGAAUAUUAAGUAACUAUUUAUUUAACUUGGUGAAAAAUGAAAGCCAUUUUUCCACUUCAGUUUCAUUUGAUGGUUGAAGUAUGGAUGCAAAUCUGUUCAUUACUUCCUUGAUUUCAGAAGGGAUGUCACUGGUAACUCCAGAUGUGAAGGAAUCUAAUUUUAGGUCCUUAGGUCCUCAUAUUCAAGUAAUAUGGGUAUAGGAGAAGUAGUUCUCAGAAUAAACUUAUCUUAGCUGUGAUGGAUUUUCCUAGUAGGAUGCUUCUUGGAAAUUUCCUGGUAGCUUGUGUGGCUGCAAGCAGUGUUUGUGUAAGAGAGAGCAGCAGUGAUGCAGUUAUUCCAAAGGACCUGUCCCAUUUUUUUACCUUUUAAUGCACUAAUGUAAUAAACUGUACUGUUACAUUGUGUACUAAAAACAAUGUAUUUUAUCACUGGAAGUGUUGAUUUUUUUUUUUUUUUUUCUAAUCUUAAUUUAUAAUGUUAGAAGAUUAAACUCUAACGAACAAAGUGAUUUAAUGGUGAUAUAACGUUAUUCAUCUUUAUAUGUCUGUAAUUAUUCACCCUUCAGCAGGCUGUAAUAUGUUUGGCAAUAACAAGCUGUCAGAUCUUUCGCUGAGGGGUGGAUUUAUGUUGUCGAUUAUAAAUACUAAUCAUUCCAAAUGGACAAAUAAAACAAUUAAAACCCC
This is a messenger RNA of Tyto alba (common barn owl), 4755 nucleotides long. It is a transcript of the gene GALC, whose product is annotated as galactosylceramidase. The transcript has 17 exons. Gene Ontology annotation, molecular function: galactosylceramidase activity. The record is from RefSeq and is a predicted model, not a curated record. Bases 147 to 2171 code for a protein of 674 amino acids. Gene Ontology annotation, cellular component: lysosome. Lineage: Eukaryota; Metazoa; Chordata; Aves; Strigiformes; Tytonidae. Gene Ontology annotation, biological process: galactosylceramide catabolic process.